Molecule: messenger RNA, 4185 nt
Organism: Pteropus alecto (black flying fox)
Lineage: Eukaryota; Metazoa; Chordata; Mammalia; Chiroptera; Pteropodidae
Gene: SACK1D
Product: family with sequence similarity 83 member D
Exons: 4
Coding region: 48-1790 (580 amino acids)
Biological process (GO): regulation of TOR signaling; protein localization to mitotic spindle; regulation of ERK1 and ERK2 cascade
Cellular component (GO): mitotic spindle pole; cytosol
Source: RefSeq, a predicted model, not a curated record
GACUGCGGGUCCACGCACGCCGGAUCUCGGUGGGUCGGAGCACCGCCAUGGCUCUCCUUUCCGACGGCUUAGACGAGCUGCCUGCCGCCUGCCUGUCCCCGUGCGGGCCGCCCAACCCGGCUGAGCUGUACAGCGAAGCUCAGCGCCUGGCGCUCGAGGAGUUGGUGGCCGGCGGUCCCGACGCCUUCGCGGCCUUUCUGCGACGCGAGCGCCUGGGUCGCUUCCUGAACCCCGACGAGGUGCGCGCCAUUCUGCGCGCGGCCAAGCGGCCGGGCGAAGAGGGCGCGGCGGCGGGAGUCGAGGACUCCUUUGGCUCAUCGCACGACUGCUCGUCCGGCACCUACUUCCCCGAGCAGUCGGACUUGGAGCCGCCGCUGCUGGAGCUCGGCUGGCCGGCUUUCUACCGGGGCGCCUACCGCGGCGCCACGCGCGUCGAGGCGCAUUUCCAGCCCCGCGGCGCGGGUGCCAGCGGCCCGCACGGCUGCAAAGAUGCGCUGCGCCAGCAACUCCGCUCCGCGCGAGAGGUGAUCGCGGUGGUGAUGGACGUCUUCACAGACAUCGACAUCUUCCGAGACCUGCAGGAAAUGUGUCGGAAACAGGGAGUUGCUGUAUACGUUCUUCUGGACCAUUCUCUGCUUUCCCAGUUUUUGGAUAUGUGCAUGGAUCUGAAAGUUCAUCCUGAGCAGGAAAAGCUGAUGACAGUUCGGACUAUUACGGGAAAUAUAUACUAUGCGAGGUCAGGAACUAAAAUUGUUGGGAAGGUUCAUGAGAAGUUCACAUUGAUUGACGGCAUUCGUGUGGCUACAGGCUCCUACAGUUUUACAUGGACAGAUGGCAAAUUAAAUAGCAGUAACUUGGUCAUUCUGUCCGGCCAAGUGGUUGAACACUUUGACCUGGAGUUCCGAAUCCUAUACGCACAGUCAGAGCCCAUAAGCUCCAAACUCCUGUCCAGCUUUCGGAUCAGCGGCAAGUUUGACCAUCUAAUUGACCGGAAACCACUGUCCAAGGAGCUCACGUUGGGCAAUCUGCUGCGGCUGCGGCUGGCCAGGCUCUCGAGCACCCCCAAGAAAGCUGAGCUGGAGUGUGGGGCGCCUGCCAAGGGCAAAGAGGAGGCCAGGCGCCACGACUCCGAGUCCUCCACCAUCAGUGAGGAAGACUACUUCAACAGCCACAAGGACACACCAGAGGAUGGAAAGACGACCGAUGCCGCAACUCAGACAGAGCCAGGAGAGGAGGUGCUAGCCGUGUGCGUGAGCGACUCGGGAACACAAACCAGCACCGCCACAGCCAGUGCUGGGACCCAGACCACAGUCGCCACCAGGGCAGCAAGUUCCCAAACUGCGGUUCGAGUCAUGUCCGCCACCACCCAGACUGCCGUGGACGAGAAUAUUCUCUUUUCUCAGGGAAUCCAGUCUAAAGAAGGGUCCCCAGUAUCAAAGAUGUCUGUGUCGAGAUCUUCCAGCUUGAAGUCCUCCUCCUCUCUGUCUUCUCAGGGCUCUGUGGCAAGCUCCUUCGGCUCCCAGACUUCCAUCAGAGCCACUGACCUCGUCUUUCCCGGGCAUUCCAAGUACUGGGGCACCCCCCACUUCGACUCAUUUAGAAACUUGAAUAAAGAGCGGCAGUUGCACUUUUCUGGUAUCAGGUCCCGGCUCAACCAUAUGCUGGCCAUGCUCUCAAGGAGAACAUUUCUUACUGAAAACUAUCCUGGCUUUAAUUCUGGAAAUUACAGCAGAGCAUCAGUUAAUUUGCUGGCUAUUAGAGAUAUCACACUUUAUCCCUCCUAUCAGUGACUGGUCAGCGUUCAGAGCCUCUGGGUUCAGCCAGGCUUGCGGUAGACCUCAUCUCAUCAGAGGAUACUGCUUUAUAAAAUGUCUCCUCUCCCUAAUUGUUUUUCUUGCACCUGAUUUUUAGUCACAUGAUUUUCUUUGAAUUCUAUAAACUGUAUGUUAUUUUAUGCUUUUGUUUUAUUUUCGUCAUAUGUAAACCAAGUAUUGGGUUUAUGGUUUAAACACUAUGGGUACAGUUUCUUUGCACAGUUUUAAUAUUGAUAUCUCUUGAAGAGAAUGUUUAGGGGUUCUCAGGUUAAUUCAAGUAAGAGAUAAAAUAUGUUUUGCAUUCUAGAUUUGUUUGCUCUUCUGUUUUAGAGGUUUGAAUCACUCGUUUUUAUGAUCAAAAUCUUGUUUAGAAUAAACUUUCUUAAUUGUCUCUUCUUUAGGAUAUUGUGUUCUUAAUAUUCUUAGCAUUAACUAAACAAAUUUUUAAAAACUGGUGAUUGCAUAAGAAUCUUUUUUUUUUUUUUUUUGCUUCCUGGCACUUUUUUCUUUAACUCUGGGGGUGUGCCAUAAGUAAUGCACUUAAUAGUUAUUUACGCAUUUUUUAAAUAGCGUUGGGUAGAGAAGAAGUAGAUGAUCCAAACUGUAAAAGAGAAAAUAUUCCCUUAAAAGUUAGAAGACAAAAAGAAGCAGGUGUCAGGGUCAUCUCUUCCUUAGCAACAUGAAUAUUGAUGUUACUAUCUCUGUAGUUUUAAUGAGGAAACUUGCCAGACAGAAAUCGUAGGCCUUUUCAUGAGCAUGAGCCUCUAACUUGUCUUUUUUCCAGGAAAAAGCUAGAGCUAUUUAGACAGGGACCUAAGUUCCCUGCCUCUUUGUUAAAGAAGGCCUUACUGUACAUUCUUAGAUUCAUCCCUGAUAUUAACUCUAGAGGCCCCAUGGGCUUAAUUUCAUCAGAUGGGUGUAUUGACAAUGAUUCCGCAAUCUAAUAUCCUGGAAUAGGGGCAAAGAGGACACUGACAAUUAUCCCAGAUGCCUAGUCCAUUGGCAGGCAAUGCAGCUGGUUUCUACAUCCUGCUAAUCAGGGUUGCUAUGGCUGUGGAAUCCUGUUUUUGUCUAGUCUCAUUUGCAUGGACAGACAAAAGGAGAGUUAAAUGAUGGCUUCCUACUUCUGAUCUGGCUAGAGCAAAAGAGAUCUGUAAUAGGGGUGGGUGGUGUUGGCCACACAGACCCCUGAGCACACCUGCUGGUUUUAAUGUGUGCACCGGGACUCCCUUAUGGUCACCAGGUUAUUUGUUGGGUUAGUGCUAUAAUCUGGGCUGUGAAGCAGACCAGACAACUGGUUCAUGUCCACUCAUGAACAACUCUGGCCUAUGCCUUGGAGAAACAUUAUUUAAAACCACUAACAGAUGUAAAUAAUUUCCCAUGUUAUCUAUGACCCUCACAAAAUAUAGUGGUUGGAGAGCUGUUAUUCUCAAUUUUAAGGUGAAGAAACUGAACCUCAGGUUAAGUAGCAUAGUCAAGGUCACAUGGCUGGUAAAUGGUGAUAAAAAUAUUUAAACACAGGUUUCCAGAUUCUAAGUUCAACAGUCCUUUAUAUUACUGUUUCUUUAUAGAGAGCAUGGAGGCAUUAGAGGGUGUACCUUGAGAAAUGGCAGUUAAUGCAAUGGUGAAUUGAACACAUAAAUUUAACCUCAUGAACAAACGUAGGUAUGCUUGAAAUUUCAACUCAAACGUGUUCUAUGGAACUAUUAAUAGACAUUCAUAAAAAAGGUUCUGUGUUCAGUUUGGGAAAUAAUGGAUCAGAUAAAUUUAAACAGGAUUCUUUAUUGCAGGACUACUCAGACUUUUGAAUGAAGUAAUGAUCGCACUGACUCUCAGAGCAGGGCAGGUGUAUGGCCUAUCACAAGCUUACCUGACCAUAGAGUCCUCUUUUUGUGGAGCAGGACUCAAAUCUAUUCUCUGAGAGUAUUGUCGGCGAUUAGAAAUAAGAAUAAGAGGUGUAUAAAAUCCUAAGAAAAUGGCCUGGUCUCUCAGAGUAAGCAAAGCUUUUCUGGCACUCAUCUAGAGAGUAUCACUACAGGGCAGAGUUUCUCAAGGUGAGAUCUGAGAACCACCUGCAUCAGAGUCAGCUGGAUCCUUGUGUAAAAUGUAGAUUAUUGUCCCAUUCCCAGGGGAGGGGGUGAGUGGGUGUGGCGAUCAUUUAGUUCAAAAAUAUUUGUUGCUAUUUCCUAGGAGAGAAUUUCCUUAUCUGUCUAAUGUCAGCCUUGGCCAUUACAGAAGAGGCUAUAAAUAUUUCAGUAUAUAUCUAAAAGAUAACAGCUCACUUUAAAAAAAACAACCACAUUGCAAUGAUCAUAACUAAACAACUUUGAUAAAAAUGUCUAUCAUCAAAUAAAAUCAAUAUUCAAAUUCA